AUGCUUCGGCCCCGGAGGCCGAAGCAGCGCGGAACGACGCCCAGAUGGAGCAAGAAUCCUAUCGCCGGGCGAUCCGGGGCCAGCGCCCCCUCUGGUAUAGGCCGGGCGUGGGCGAUGCCGCGCGGGCAGCUCGCGUUCCUCUGCCCGGACACGCACGCGAUCCCCCACGCGGGCGCCUCGGCCUUCGUGGCGGACGGCCCCACCGCGCUGCCCGGAGCCGCCCCCCUCGCGGCCGGCCCCGCGGCGGGCGCCAAGAUCAACAGCGAGGAACUUGUCAGGGACAUCAUGCAGAAGCUCGACCCCCAGCUCAGGAGCAUCGUGCAGGCACACCCCGAGCUUACGCCGAAGCUGCGGGGGGCCAUCGACGAGGAGCUGAGCACGAGAGGGCCCACGAUGACGCCGCAGGCUGCGCAGGAGUUCAAGGCGGGCCUGAUGGGAGAGCUGGAGGAGAUGAACCAGUCGGUGAAGAACAACCCGGCGCUGCUCGCCAUGAUUACGCGGCGGCUCGACCAGGGCGGCAGGGCGGUGGCCGCCGCCGCCGCCCCGCCCGUGCCUGCGCUCGCGGUGGCGCUGCUGCAGAGGCGAGGGCGCCCCGGCGCGCGGGCUGGCCGGGCGGCCCGCCGCUGCAGCGGCGGAUCCCUGGCCGCGUUCCUGUGA
Messenger RNA from Prorocentrum cordatum, 657 nucleotides. The record is from the annotation of a GenBank genome assembly. Lineage: Eukaryota; Dinophyceae; Prorocentrales; Prorocentraceae.